Messenger RNA from Vittaforma corneae ATCC 50505, 2385 nucleotides. RefSeq lists its product as uncharacterized. NCBI's taxonomy places the organism in Eukaryota, Fungi, Microsporidia, Nosematidae. Gene Ontology annotation, molecular function: protein binding. The transcript has a single exon. The record is from RefSeq and is a predicted model, not a curated record. Bases 1 to 2385 code for a protein of 794 amino acids.
AUGGAACCCAAACUAACCGAAGUUAUUCUGAAAACAACCGAGACAAUAAAUGGCUAUAAGAUGGUUAAAAUGUAUCAUAAUCGAGCAGAAAUCAAUUCUAAGAUCAGUGUUUAUCUUGAAAUUGAUUUGUACGAUUGCAAAAAUGAUUUCAUAAGAACGGAAAGCUUUAGGGGAAGUUUGGAUUCGACAGUAAAGGAUAUAAAGGCGAUAUUUACAGAAGAUAUUAAUGUUUUCAUUCAUGAUCACGGGGCAAUGUAUAUUCUUGAUGACUCUCAGCGGCCUUUGUUCAAAUGCUUUGAAAUAUGCAAGCAUGCAAUAAAAUCAUCAUUCAAAACAUUUGUAAAAGCUAAAUUAAAGCCCCAACAGAUCACAUUUCUUCCUGGAGGAAUUAUCAACUUUUAUAUGCUAAGGAAGUUGAUUGUAGAACACAUCCCCAUACAUUCAAUUUCUUUAGAGCAUCUUAGAUUUUUAAGAUAUUUAAAGCUUAUAAAUAACAAUUUGAAAUCAAUUUCAAUGCCAAAAAAUAUGCUCGAGUUUUGUGACCUGAGAAGCAAUUGUCUAAAAUGCUGUGCUGUCCAGUCAAAAGUUUUGAUCUUGCAAAACAACGAAAUAGCAAAGUUUGUCUCGAGGUUUUGUUUUAAAUACUUAAACCUUUCCAAUAACCCACUAAAGACAAUCGACUGCAGCUGUGAAUUUUUGAAUAUCAGAAAUACAGAAAUAGCACAUUCUUUGGAGUGUGAUUCAAAAAUAAUACUCGCCGACGGUGUAGAAAAGAUUAAAAUAGGCAAAUGCCCCAGCAUGAGAGUGCUUUAUAUAAGCGAUUGCCAGCUCACACAAAUCGGAAAUGUAAUACAAAAUUUGAGGCUGUUCAAGGCUAGAAAUAACUAUUUCCAGAGUUUGCCAAAGCUAAAGAAGUGCGCGGUUAUUGACGUUUCUGGCAAUUUUUUAGAAAGUAUUAGGGCUUCGAAUGUCGUUUUUUUAAAUAUUUCAAAAAACCAGGUCAGAGAAAUAGAUUUGAAAAGAUUCGCCUCUUUGCAGCAUCUUAAUCUUUCAUUUAAUCCGCUGGAGAAAAUCUUCAAUGAAAAAGCUGUUAAACAGCCAAGGUCCAUAAUACUAAACAGCUCAACAAACUUAACCUCCACGGUUUUAACGUACAAAAGUGUCAAACGGCAUGACUGUGCCAAAAGAAAUUUUUUACUAGCGCAGCACAAGAUGGAAACAGCUAUUGGUGGCGUGCCUAUAACAAUCUUUAUUCUAUCAAAAUCAAUUGCAAAGCUGGCAGCUUGUGAAAUCUUUUCUUCAGCUCUUAGCAGGUCUGCACAUACCAACUCACUGCUUGACAUAUUUUGUGACUUCUCUGAAUACUGCUACAAAAAACUGUGCGCCAUGGAGCCCAGAAUUGAACUGUCAUUCACAUUUAUCACGAGCAGACAUGUGUUUCUGAGAAGCUUUUCCUUGCCUCUUUUUUUCUGUAAUUUUUCUGAAAUGGACGUUCUUGUUGAGCCUGAAAACAUUAGAGUAUUCAAUAAUGUCUCAAACUGGUGUACAUUUCCAAUCUUGUGUAGAUACCAGCCAUUGAUUACAAAGAGAAGCUAUUCAUUUUUCAGACACAAGGCCGACUACAAUGAACUAUUUCAGUUUAAUGAUUUCUUUUGUGCAAAGACGUUGGAGUUCUUCGUUGCAAAUACGCCAGAGUUUUCUUCCACACAAAAAUCAGAUUUUGGUAUUGAAUGCAAACUAGUCAAAGAAAUCCACACAAAAUUUUAUCGCGAAAACUUCAUGAAACGUCUUCAGGAACUGAUGUCUCACCACUCCAAUCCACAGUAUGAGCUUCUUGGAUUUAAGAAUAUAGACUUCAACAUAAAUCACAAUGGAUUAGACUCGGCAGGGCUUUCCACCACCAACCCUGUCUUUCUGUACAUGCAGUUGCAUUUUGAAUCGUUUAUUGAUCAAAUUUUAUGGGUAGAAGAGCUAAAUUUAGUUCAGAUUAUUGAUUUCUACGCCAAGGUGUUCCGUGGAAGGGUGGUUGAAAAGAACUAUAAACUAUUCAUCAUUGGAUUUAAUAACCCACUCCAUUCGGCCCUGUUUGGAUUAAAAAUCCAGAAAAUUUUGAGACCAGUGGGUAUUGAGGUUGGCAUUGGAAUUGCAGAUGAUGUGGUAUUCAGAACUGAGCAGGAUGGCAUCAUGUACUUUGGUGGGCCUGUCUUUAAUAAAACAUCGCGAAUAGCAAACCUGGGCAUUGGCGUGUUCUGCUGCGGAUGUGUCAAGCUUUUUUCGCCCUUAAUUGAAACGAUAGAUGAAGGUGAGAGAUACUUGAAAGGGUUUAAUAAGAGACAUAGAAUAUUUUCUCUCAAAUUAACGAAUGUCUACGACAAUCUACAAUGA